Messenger RNA from Microtus ochrogaster (prairie vole), 858 nucleotides. Its product is annotated as UL16-binding protein 1-like. Gene Ontology annotation, biological process: antigen processing and presentation of endogenous peptide antigen via MHC class Ib; antigen processing and presentation of endogenous peptide antigen via MHC class I via ER pathway, TAP-independent; immune response. The transcript is spliced from 5 exons. NCBI's taxonomy places the organism in Eukaryota, Metazoa, Chordata, Mammalia, Rodentia, Cricetidae. Bases 1 to 858 code for a protein of 285 amino acids. The record is from RefSeq and is a predicted model, not a curated record. Gene Ontology annotation, cellular component: external side of plasma membrane.
AUGGAGGAACAGCAGAUGCUGCUUGCUGUCUGGUUCUCUAACUCCUGCAUAGGUAGAUUUCUACUCCGGCAACAGUCCAAGUGCCCAGGGAAUGAUGCUGUUUCUCUUUGCUACAGCUUCACUGUUAACAUUUCAGAGUCUGGACUGUCCCACAAAGUCCAAGGACAACUGGAUGAAGAGACUUUUAUUUUAUGUAACCGUAAAAACUGCCAUGCCAUUGGUGGUCUGGGGGAAACACUAAAAGCCAAACAGUCCUGGGAAACCCAGGUCAACACUCUGAAAGAUGGAAUUGAACAGGUCAUUGGUCGAGCACUUUACAUGAAGCCGAAGAACGAUACAAUCAGAGCAAAUGGAAAUCCCAAUGCAUCCUGUGCCUUAUACCGCAAUGGACACAAAGUGCUGUAUCUUCACCCAAGCACUAGAAAGUGGACUGAAGUUGAUCCUGGAUCCAUGCAGAUAAAAGAGAAGUGGGAGCAAAACAAGAAUUUAAGAGACUUCUUAAACAAGACCUCACAGGGGGACUGCAGGGACUAUCUUGAAAAGACGAUCUCUAAGUUAGACUUGGAAAAAAAACUGGAGCCUACAGUUCUGGUCAAAGACACAGCUGGUAUUUUCACUUCAACCUUACCAACCAUUGCCCCAGACGUGGACCAGUCUUCAUCCAUGACCACGAAGCCCAAUGCCUUUGUCUUGCUGUUCACCUUAGCCCUCCUGGUUCUCUUAAACUAUCUGUUGAAGAUGUUACAGAGAAGUCGUGAGAGUUCAUCUGGUUCCACCACUCUCCCUUUCCAUCAGCCUCCACCAGAUGAAUCAGGAUGCUGUGGACACAACACUUCAUGCUCCAUCACGCUGUGCUAA